Messenger RNA from Penicillium brasilianum, 2776 nucleotides. Lineage: Eukaryota; Fungi; Ascomycota; Eurotiomycetes; Eurotiales; Aspergillaceae. The record is from the annotation of a GenBank genome assembly.
CCCCCUUGUCUUGCUCUCCACGCCGUGGGCUUGGCUUUCUUGUCCCGCAUUGCUUGAUUCACGAGGCCCGAGCGCCACAAAACGCCACGAAGGAUCACAAGUCUCUCCACAAUUGAAUUCGAACCUUCCUUUGUUCACAGCGAUGUCGCCGGGUAAUUUACGCUGGCUGAUGGGAAAUGCCCCCCACGCCCUGUCCGAUGGCGUUUCAUUUGGAAUGCCGUGGCCGCAGGGUCUGUACCGGCCGGGCCAGGAAUUUGCGAUCGAAGCGAAGGAUGCUCAAUGGCCGGUUGACUCGCGUGAGCUUGCCUAUUGGGCUGAUGGAUCUCUCAGAUGGACGGCUCAUUCGGUUAGUGGUAACAUUGGCUAUUCCAAUGAGUACACUGUCAAAGGCGUGUCGCAUCCACCCGAGCCAACUGCCAGCAUCACGAUUGGACGGCAGCAGUCAUCUCUGUCGGUGACCACCCCAACUGGACUGUAUCUGAGAUUUGCGGCACCCGGAAGCACAUUUAUUCUUGAACAACUCGACAUACAAGGGCAAACAAUCUGCUCUGGGGCCACGGUGGUCGCCUCUAUCAAUGAGAAACAGUACAGAACUCGAGUGGAUACGGUGGAUGUGGAGAACUCCACUCCAAGCCGAGCUCUGAUCAAAGUAUCCGGUGUUGUGGAAGAUGGAACUGGCAGUGCCCAUCUUCCCUUCGACAUCCGAUUCUAUGUUUACUCUCACAGCUCUUCGGUCAAAGUCCUCCACUCAUUCGUCCAUGACCUAGAUUCGGACAAAGCUAUCACGUCCCUCGGCUUACGGUUCAAUGUUCCACUCGGGCAAGCUGAACUCCACAAUCGCCACGUGAGACUGGGCGGGUCUAGUGGAGGUGUUCUGAAAGAAGAAGUGAAGGGCCUUUCAGGAUUACGGCAUGGUCCAACCGUUGCAAAUCGAACGGAUCAAACGGCGGGACGAGAAGUAAUUCUACAAGAAGCCGAGUGGGCUAGAACCAAACUCGCAGAGGGGCUCUCGUAUAUUCCGUCGUGGGAUUCUUAUUCCCUUGCCCAGCUUUCUUCUGAUGGCUUCACGAUCAAAAAACGGACAAAGCCGGGUUGCUCCUGGGUCAAAGUUACUGGUGGUGGACGCGCCGACGGAACUGCAUACGUUGGAUCAGCUUCGACCGGAGGUCUCGCAGUUGGCAUGUCCGACUUUUGGGAACGAUAUCCUACCCAGCUUGACUUGGACAACUUGACCGCCGAGGAGAGCUGUAUAACUGUGUGGCUAUAUUCACCACUUGCAGAGCCUCUGGAUACAUCUCCGUAUCACGACGGACUAGGUCUCGACACCUAUGAGAAGCAACUGCAGGCUCUUGACGUGACGUACGAGGAUUUUGAACCGGGAUUCGUCUCUGCUAAUGGGAUUGGAAGAACCAAUCAGCUCUUUCUGAGACCUUUCCUUCAUACCCCAUCAAACGAAGACUUCAGUUCGUUCUCAUCCUUGAUUCGCGAGCCACCUCGCCUGAUUGCCACUGCAAAGCACUUGCAGUCUUCGGGCGCGUUCGCUGGAUGUUGGGCCCCCGAUUCUCAGACCCUGGGCUUGAAAUUAUCGCCCCAACGGGCCGAGAUCGAAGUCAAACUCUCUUUCUUGUUCGAUUAUUACCAUGCCCAGGUUGAGCAGCACCGCUGGUAUGGCUUCUGGGACCACGGAGAUGUCCAACAUACUUAUGAUCCAUAUCGACGCGCUUGGAGAUACGAUGUCGGCGGAUAUGCGUGGGACAACUCUGAGCUCUCAACGGACCUGUGGCUAUGGCUCUACUUCCUCCACACCGGGCGAGCAGAUGUGUUCAAAAUGGCAGAAGCGAUGACUCGACACACCGGUGAAGUUGAUGUCUAUCAUUCGGGAAAUUUCAGAGGCUUCGGCACCCGGCAUGGCGUGCAGCAUUUCAGCGACAGUUCGAAGCAACUCCGUAUUUCCAAUGUGCUUUAUCGCCGGAUCUACUACUACUUGACUGGCGAUGAGCGCACCGGUGAUUUGAUUUCGGAGCUCCAAGAUUGUCAAAACACAUUGUUAGUGCUGGACUCACAUCGAAAAGUCCAAGAACAUGCCGGUAUUCCCCCAGGCUUUGCUAUGACAAACAUUGGCCUGGACUGCGGAGCCCUUAUCGCGGCUUGGCUCACGGCAUGGGAACGUCGCUCUGAGGGAUGGGCUCACUACAGGGAUCUUCUUAUAAAACUACUUGAUGGUAUUUCAGGACUCAAACAUGGGAUUGGGAAUAACGCAAUCCUUCUGAACCCGACAAGUGGAGAAGUGCAAGAGUGCCCUCCUCCGACACCCGAGUAUGCCAUAUCUCAUCUAUCUAUGCUGUUUGGUUUCCCAGAGAUCAUCGCCGAGCUCUACCAUUUUGCUCGAGUAGAGGUUCCAGACACUGUUGGAAGAUUCAUGAAAGUAUGGCUUGCAUAUUGUCGAGCUUAUAAUGGUGGACCAGACGUCCAGCGCGAAGAAUUCGGAUUCGAAUUCCCAUCCCAUGCGACAUGGCGACAAAGCCACUCCACUCUUACGGCCUUUGCGGCGGUUGAACAAGAUGAUGAAAAGCUAGCACAUGCUGCGUGGGACCAAUUCUUCAACACUGAUGGAUAUAACGCAGACCAUGUUUGGAGUGUAAUUAAAUGUACGGCUCCUGAAUACUUCUCAGAGGGGGAAGAGGCGCCAUGGGUUACUACUAACGAAGCUGCUCGAUAUGGGGUAUCUGCCAUCUCCAACCUGGCGAGCAUUGGGAAAUUUUUGAAAUAGACAACU